UUCGUCGUCAGAAAAUUCAUCUCGGAAAAUCGCGAUUCCUAAAAUCAUUCACGAAUCUUAUCUUUUCAUGUGGCGUGGCUGCUUUAUUCAGCCAGCCAGAAAGUUCGGAUUAAAAAAUGGGGCAUGCGACUUACUGCCUUCUGCUCCUCACAGUAGUCGUCUUUUCCAUUGAUGCCGACAUAACCCACAGAAGGCGACCAGAAUACUCCCUUUAUACCAACAACGGUAAUCGCACAUUGAUUUUCGAUAAACUUGGACGAAGAAGUGGUUCUAAAGCAGCUUUUCCUCGAGGUAAAAGGUCCAGUAGUAUUAAUCAAACGAUUACAACUACGAACAACAUACCAGGCAUCCAAGUUCCAUCCAUUCCAGAGUUCGGUUAUUGCCAGGUUUGGGCCCAGCAGCAUUACCGUUCCUUCGAUGGGAAGUUAUUCACCUUCCCCGGGGCAUGUACCUACAUCCUGGCCACUGACUGGCCGGACUUCUCCUUUCAUAUCUACGUCGAGAAUGACUAUUCUGAUUGUCGGCAAGGCAACAAUUCAUGCUCCAGGUCUGUAUUAAUUGAUAAUGGGAACCCUACCUCUCUGAUCUAUCUCCGACCCGGUGGUAUCGUCACCUACAAGGGGGCUGAGCUGACCCUCCCCACCAAGGCAGGUGGACUGGUCCUGGAGCAGAUCGCCGACUACAUCCUAGCAACCAGUGGAUUGGGCUUUCGCAUCCUCUACGACGGUAAAGAGUCCAUCACCGUCUACAUCACCACCAACACGCUGCUCGGCAACACAGCUGGUCUUUGCGGAACGUAUGAUAUGGAUCCGAGCAACGACUUCUUCAUGAACACUGGUCUUCAAGCUGAGGGAGCAUACAACUUUGGUCUGUCUUGGAAGAUGACGGAUGAGAGAGAACCUGAACAUUGCCCAGACGUCGCGGCUGUUUCCAUCCCAUGUACCGAGAAAUCUUUCUUCGAGUCGGAAGCGGACGAGGAGAGGGCACGGGUGGCUGAUCAACAAUGUUCUCAACUCCUAGAUGACAUGUUUGCCGCUUGUCAACAGGUAGUAGACCCACAGCCAUUUGUCACUGCUUGCGAGGAGGACGUGUGUGCCUGUACGACGGCCCAUCUCCAUGAUGAAACUUGUAAGUGCGCUUCCUUCUCGGCCUAUGCUCUAGAGUGUGCUCGACGAGGCGUUCAAGUGUCCUGGAGGUCCCACUACUCCUGCCCUUACGAGUGUCCAGAAUCAUCCACCAAAAUCUAUGAGCAAUGCGGGUCCACGUGUCGAGAUGUGGGCUGUAGCGCAGCAUCGAGCGAAUGUGAAAUUGACGGAACAGUUGGAUGCCUCGAGGGUUGCUACUGUCCACCGCUGACCUAUAAAUCCUUGUCGGGUGGGUGUGUCAGUGCCGAUCAAUGUUCCUGCUCAUGGCAAGGCAGCGAGUACCUACCGGGACGAACGAUCUCUAAUGGGUGUAAUGAAUGUACAUGCGUGCAAGGAAAAUGGCGGUGUACACAGAAUGAAUGCGGAGGUAAUUGUCUAGUUAGUGGGCAGGGCCAUUACAAGACAUUCGACAACCGUUAUUACGAUUUCGCUGGUACCUGUUCCUACAUCCUGAUCAAGGACUGUUGGAACCCCUUCAGCAUUUACUUGGUGAGCAUCGAAAAUACUGCUUGCGGAAUGGAGGGCGCCUCAUGUGUCAAGGCCGUUGUCAUUCAAGAUGGGGCACUCGAGAUCAGACUGCGUAGAGGUUCGCAGGUGCUGAUUAAUGGAGAGGAGGUGACACAGUUUCCAAAAAUGGUCGGAAACUUUUAUGUGAACCAACCGACUCACACUCAGACUGCAGUCAUAAUGCCGAAUGGUAUGACGAUACUGUUUGAUGGCAACAACGAAGUGGCAGUUAUGGCAGAUGACAGGCAUGUGAAUUCUACAUGUGGUCUCUGUGGUACAUAUAACAACAACCACCGGGAUGACUUUUACACUGAAGCAGGUGAUGUCGAAGCAAAUCCUACCUCGUUUGCCAACAAGUGGAAGCUAGGAUCAUCCUGUCCCGAUGCAAGCUAUGACACAACACCAGAUCCAUGCGACCUCUACUCCCAGAUGGCCCUGACAGCUACCGACGAGUGUGAUCGACUCCUCAGCGACAGUGCAUUCGCUGCUUGCCGUCAACAUGUGGACCCUCAGGAAUACUACGAUGCUUGCCGUCAUGAUGUGUGUAACUGUAAGGGCGUGGAUUCUUGUAAAUGUGAAGUGUUUGCCAUGUACGCAGCCGAGUGUACACAGAAAGGCAUAAUAAUCGACUGGAGAGCAAGUACUCCAGGAUGCGAGAUGAGCUGUGAAGAUGGAACGGUUUACCAACCAUGUCACCCCAUGUGUGACACGACGUGCAUCGCGCUCUCCUUGGAUGCAGCCUGUACCGAGACCUGUGUUGAAGGAUGUGCGUGCCCAGGCGGUUACGUCCUUGAUCCGCACGGGGAAUGUGUAACUCGCGAGCACUGCAGUUGCGUUGAUCCAGAUACAGGAGAGUUCCACACCAACUUGAAGAGAAUUGAAAAGGGAUGUGGUUACUGCCAAUGCUUAUCUGGAGCCUGGGUUUGCGAGGGUGUAGACUGUCCAAGUGAUAUGUGUUUAACUAACCAGGAAUAUGAACCUUGUGCUAGUCCGUGUGAUAUGACCUGCACCAACAUGCACAAUUUUGAAGAUUGCCCGACCCUGACCUGUAGUGGAAGGUGUGUGUGUAACCUGGACACGGUGUGGAAUGGAACGAGCUGUAUUGCACCCUCUAGUUGCCCUUGUCAUCAUGGAGGUCAAAGUUACCCCGAAGGACACACCAUCCGGACAGAUGACUGUCAUACAUGCACGUGUACAAAUAACCGCUGGGAGUGUGAAGAAUACCUUUGCUACGCUGCCUGUACGACAUGGGGGGACCCUCAUUUUAGCUCGUUUGAUGGUAGACUUUUUGACUUCGAAGGGGAUUGUGACUAUGUAUUGGCGACUGAUAGCGUGGACGAGAACUCCACAAAUCCGUUCUUCCGCAUUAUCGCUUCCAAUAUUCCGUGUGGAAACACUGGAAUAACCUGUACGAAGGCUGUAACUUUCACCAUCGGACGAGGGAGCAGUCAAGAGAAACUGCAUCUCGUCCGGGGCAAACCGGUUCCCGCUUCAGCUGGCUCAUUCAAGAUCACUGAAGUUGGAAACUAUGUACAUGUCCAAACUACCAUCGGAGUCGUACUUAUAUGGAAUGGUGGUACGUGGGUCCAGGUCAAACUAAAGCCUGAUUAUAAAGAAAAGGUUGGAGGUCUAUGUGGUAACUAUAACGACCUGAUCAACGAUGACUUUAUGUCUCCUGCUGGUGGCCUGCCAGAAACCUCAGCCCUGGAUUUCGGUGACAGCUGGAAGGUUCACAAUUAUUGCCCCCUGCCAGAGGAACCCAUUUUUCCGUGCCUGCGAAACCCAUCUCGCCGUGCUUGGGCCAUGCGUCAAUGCAGCGUGAUUAAAUCUGAUGUCUUCAAGCCAUGUUUCAGCCAGGUCAGUUACCUGCCGUACUAUGCUAAAUGCGUCUACGAUUCGUGUGCCUGUGACUCUGGAGGAGACUGUGAAUGCCUGUGUUCGGCCAUUUCGGCAUAUGCCAAGGAGUGUACCGCUCAAGGCGUUCCAAUCAAGUGGCGAACCAACGAUUUAUGUCCUAUGCAGUGUGAUGGUUGCAGAGAAUACACUCCUUGUAUCGACCUCUGUGACACAUGCAGUCAUCAGAACGAUAGGGACGAGCAAGGUAACUGCCCACACACUUGUUUCGAGGGGUGCAGCUGCCCAGAUGGAGAGUUCUACCACGGAGACCAAUGUUUGGAGACCUGUCCUCCAGGUCCUCCAACAGGUACCCCGACACCUCCAACGGUCACAACCCCUUCCACCACCACUACCACCACACCAUGGGUUACAACAACCACACCGACAAGUACUCCUUUCACUACAGUAGAAUCAACAACACCGUGGUCAGAAACCACUACUCAACCUCCAGUAGCAUCAACAACACCGUGGCCAGAAACCACUACUCAACCUCCAGUAGUAUCAACAACACCCUGGCCAGAGACCACUACUCAACCUCCAGUAGUAUCAACAACACCGUGGCCAGAAACAACUACUCAACCUCCAGUAGUAUCAACAACACCGUGGCCAGAGACCACUACUCAACCUCCAGUAGUAUCAACAACACCCUGGCCAGAGACCACUACUCAACCUCCAGUAGUAUCAACAACACCGUGGCCAGAAACAACUACUCAACCUCCAGUAGUAUCAACAACACCCUGGCCAGAGACCCCUACUCAACCUCCAGUAGUAUCAACAACACCGUGGCCAGAAACAACUACUCAACCUCCAGUAGUAUCAACAACACCGUGGCCAGAAACCACUACUCAACCUCCAAUAGUAUCAACAACACCGUGGCCAGAAACAACUACUCAACCUCCAAUAGUAUCAACAACACCCUGGCCAGAGACUACUACUCAACCUCCAAUAGUAUCAACAACACCGUGGCCAGAAACCACUACCCAACCUCCUGAAACAACAACUGCUCCACCGGGAUCAACUACUCAACCUCCUGAAACAACAACUGCCCCACCAGGAUCAACUACUCAACCUCCUGAAACAACGACGGCUCCACCGGGAUCAACUACCACUGAGCCUGGAACGACGACUUGGGGAUGCAGAGAGGAAGUUGUAUGUGAAUGGACACCGUGGUGUGAUGAUGAAGCAGGCGGGGGUAAAGUGACCAACACGGAUGAGGGCGAAUUCGAGUACAUAGAAGACUGCCGCGAUCAAUUUGACUUCUGUGAAGAGCCAACGACAUUGAGUGCGAAAUGA
This is a messenger RNA of Strongylocentrotus purpuratus (purple sea urchin), 4841 nucleotides long. Its product is annotated as SCO-spondin-like. Bases 117 to 4841 code for a protein of 1574 amino acids. The record is from RefSeq and is a predicted model, not a curated record. The transcript has 23 exons. Lineage: Eukaryota; Metazoa; Echinodermata; Echinoidea; Camarodonta; Strongylocentrotidae. Gene Ontology annotation, cellular component: extracellular matrix. Gene Ontology annotation, molecular function: protein binding.